Messenger RNA from Haliotis rufescens (red abalone), 1233 nucleotides. Its product is annotated as putative nuclease HARBI1. The record is from RefSeq and is a predicted model, not a curated record. Bases 310 to 1233 code for a protein of 307 amino acids. Lineage: Eukaryota; Metazoa; Mollusca; Gastropoda; Lepetellida; Haliotidae. The transcript is spliced from 4 exons.
GGGUACCGUUUCACAAAGCAGUCGUAAGUCUUACGUGCGUGUAAAACUGGCGUAACUCGGAAAUACUGAACUAGGGGCGUUUCACAAAGCUAGUGUAAUAUUACGUCUGUGUAAAAUUGGCGUAAACUCUACGUGUGGUCUUGGGGUGGUGUAAAUAUUUACGCAAGCGAUAAAGAUGGCGUUCAAUCCAAACACGGAAGAGAUUUCCAAAAAAGUAUGUAAGCGAGAACGUGUUUUCCGCGACAGGUCGAACCCCUCGACGAUUUGGAUGAUCAUGACAUCAUCGAGAGGUACCGCCUAUCACGACACAUGAUAUUUUCUAUCAUUGGUAAAGUGAGUGACAGACUUGAACAUCAAACCCAGCGUUCCCAUGCAAUACCACCUUACCUUAAUGUUUUAAUUGCUCUGAGAUACUUUUCCAAGGGUGGGUUUUACAGUGAGAUUGCCGAUAUCCACGGUGUGAGUAAAUCCUCCGUCUGCAGAGCAAUCCACGCAACAACAGACGCAUUAUGUGCAACCAUGGGUGAUUUUGUAUUUCCCACAAUGCCUUCCACUCAGAAGAGUACCAAAGAAUCAUUCUUCGACAUAGCUGGAUUCCCUAAAGUACUCGGUGCAAUUGACUGCACACUCGUACCCAUAAUGGCGCCGAAACGUGACGAAGUAGCCUACGUUUGUCGGAAGGGUUACCACGCACUGAACAUACAGGCAGUAUGUGAUGCCAACAUGAGAUUUACAAACUGUGUCUUCAAGUGGCCUGGCUCUGUCCAUGACAGUUAUAUAUGGAAUAACUCUGCCCUUGGUCAGUACUUUGAAAAGAAGAAUAUUGAUGGAUGGCUGCUUGGAGACUCUGGAUAUGCCUGCAGACCAUGGCUGCUGACCCCGGUGCUCAAUCCCAGCUCAGAAGGACAGGAGAAAUACAAUAGAUGCCAUAUCAAGACACGGAACACAAUAGAGAGAGCAUUUGGCUUGUGCAAGUCAAGAUUUAGAUGCCUUCACAAGACAACUGGUGUAUUACAAUUCACCCCAGAAAGGAGUUUGUGUGUUGUCCGGGCUUGCUUCUUGUUGCAUAACAUGUGCAUCCAUGAAAGAAUACCACUUCCCCAGGGCAUUGAGCUACUCAGAGGAGAGGGAACUGCCACCGAGUUGCCAUGUGCUGCUGACUUCCAAACAACAAGCUCUGGUUGUGAUGGACUGUCAGCAAGACAUCAAUUAAUUUUGCAUAAGUUCACUUAA